Molecule: messenger RNA, 1122 nt
Organism: Angiostrongylus costaricensis
Lineage: Eukaryota; Metazoa; Nematoda; Chromadorea; Rhabditida; Metastrongylidae
Source: the annotation of a GenBank genome assembly
AUGAAGAGCAGUGAUGAUCAUGUCCUUUCCUAUUUUUACUUUCAGCAAAUGGCAGCUCAGUUGUCUCGACAGCGUUCGAGGGCCGGGGAGCAGGAGGUCGUUCAGACUGCUUUUGAAGAAGUUACGAAUGAGCAACAGGAAGAGCAGACUGAUGUGCGGUUUAAAAAUAAGUGCUUAAUUUCCCUACAGCAAACAGGAAUCAGCACAGGAGACAUCAAACGCCUCAAGGAAGCUGGUUUCAAUACGGUCGAACGCAUAGCCCAUGCAAUGCGAAGUGAGAUUGCAUCUGUGAAGGGAAUCAGUGAGCAGAAAGCAGAUAAGCUGUUGUAUGAGGCUAUGAAGUUAGUGCCUAUGGGUUUUACAACUGCUUAUGAGGUCCACGAGCGACGUAGCGAGUUAAUACAAAUUCGAACGGGCUCGUCUUCAUUGGACAGGCUUAUUGGUGGUGGUGUUGAGACAGGUCACAUUACGGAGAUCUUCGGUGAAUAUCGUACAGGAAAAAGUCAAAUAUGUCAUAGUUUGUCAGUAAUUUGCCAAUUACCGAUAUCAAUGGGAGGAGCUGAAGGGAAGUGUAUGUGGAUUGAUACAGAGGGAACAUUUCGACCAGAACGUUUACUUCCAAUAGCCGAGCGUUUCAAUAUGGAAAGUAAGCACGUCUUGGAAAAUAUCGCCGUCGCCCGCUGUUAUAACUCGGACCAUCAGAUUUCGCUUCUCACAACCGCAGCCGCGAUGAUGGCAGAAAGUAGAUAUGCUUUAUUGAUUGUCGAUAGUGCUACAGGAUUAUUUAGGAGAGAUUAUUGUGGUAGAGGAGAACUGGCAUCUCGGCAAAUGGCUCUUUCAAAAAUGAUGCGACUCCUAAUUAAACUUGCUGAUGAGUUUGGUGUAGCAGUUGUGAUUACCAACCAGGUUGUGGCGCAGGUUGAUGGUGGAACAAUGUUUCAAGUAGAUGCGAAAAAACCGAUAGGCGGGAACAUAGUUGCUCACAUGAGUACAACACGAUUGGGUUUGCGCAAAGGCCGCGGUGAAACGAGGAUCUGCAAAGUUCAUCAAAGCCCCAGCCUACCAGAAGCUGAGGCAACGUUUGCUAUUACUUCCGGUGGUAUUGAUGAUGCAUCUGAAUAA